AUGAGAAACGAGAAUGGUUUGACCAUAUUUGGAAUGCCUCUACCUUAUACUAUUAUUUCGUCAAGUUCAAAAGACGACGAUGAGCCGAUUAGCGGAGGCAAUGUGAAUUGGAUCAGCGCCAGGAAUCACUCAUUCCCGCAAUCGAUCAUUUUGGAACUCGACGAAGAAAGUCUUGUGAACGGAAUUCGAGUAACUGUGCAUAAAGACUUUCCGCCAUCAUCAAUGACGAUCUCGUUGGGAGUUGCGUCGAAUGUUUUUCGAAAUUCUCGUCCCAAAUCAUACGAUGCCGAUUAUUCAAAUCGUCAAGAGAUUUCGUAUCGCGACUUUCAAUCAAGUGAUUCUUCUUCGCAUCCGUCGACUACUGUCUAUUUCCAAUCGCCGGCAAAGUUCAUUCGAAUAUCAGUUCACGGAUUCAUCGAUUCACCUCAUAAUCAAUUCCGUCAAGUCUCGAUUCUUUCGAUCGAAAUCAGUGGAGCAGGAGAAAUUCUCGGCGUUGAUUCGUUGAAGGACGAGGUCGAGAUGAGUUACGUCGAACUUGACAAAGGCGUUCUGCUGCCGCUCAAAACACCUCAGAAUAUGCAACAAAAAAAGGUUGUUCGACUAUACGAGAGCGAUUCAGAAGACGAAGAGAUUCUAUUCUCGAAGGAAAUGCUCAAACGAUUGAAAAAGAGAGAAGAGAUUCUGAAGAAUCCGACGCUGCCCGAUGUUUCGGACGCUUCAAGCGAGCAAGGCUCAUCGUCGAAGAAUCCGUCGAGUUUGUCUCCGCCGCUCUCGGAUAGAACUAAGAAGAUGGUGUUGGACGAUAUUGAAGAGAAGCAUGUUGAACGUCGCAAAACGGGAAGACAAAUCUACUUUGGGAGGAGAAUGAACGAAUUUCAUAAUAUUGUGAGGGUCUUGGAACGAAAGAAAGAAGAAGCGAUUUGGGAUGAAAGGUACGCCGAAGCAGCCGCGAUUGAGAAAAACCUGAAAGAUCUGAAUUCUCGAGAAAGUGGCCUUCGUCAAUUAUUGGAAGAACGAGAGAUUGCCCUAAAAAAUGACGAUUUGAUUGAAGCGCAGAGGGCGAAAGAUCGAUUUGAUAAAAAUCUAGGGGAUGCUUUGAAUCUUCCGACAUUUCGCGGCCUCGUUUCCGCUCAACAAUCAUUCCAUUCUCGUCGUAUUGGCACCGAAGGACAGGUUCUCAGUCGAAUUCUCUCCGAAUAUGAUUCUAACACCAGACCCCCAAUUAGAGAUCAUGCUUCGAACUCGGCGAUUCUUGUGAUGACCAAUGUUCACAUAAAUCGUGUCAAUUGGAAAAAACAUUCAGCGGAAGUCGAUUUGUACCUUCGCCAACAAUGGCAAGACAAUCGACUCAAAUAUGACGUCAAGACAAGAGAGGGAAUUCAGGAGGUCCGUUUGCCAGCGAAUCGCAAAAUCUGGGAGCCGGACACUUAUUUUUCAUCUGGCCGCGAACUCGAACGCGACGGCGGAAAAUACUCGAAGAAUAUUAUUAUUGAGCCAUCUGGAUAUGUUCGAUCUUCCGAACGUGUCGUCCUCGAGAUUCCCUAUGUCAACGGCGCUUCUUUCCCGUAUACCAAUUCGAAACAAUUCACCAUUCGAUUGGGAAGCUACAAUUAUCCGGUUGAUGAUGUCGUCUACCUCUGGGCCAAUUCUCCACCACUUCUCAAUCCUGUCGAAGUGAGCAGCGAUUUGCUCCGCGGUGAUUAUGUGUUCGAAGAGGCAAAUGCCGGAGACUGCGUUGGAAACUACACUAUCGGUGUCUAUUCCUGCAUUGAUGCCAAUGUGACGUUCUCAACCUGCUUCCUCGGAUCGCUGAUGUCGUGGUUCCUUCCAUCCUUGCUCUUGCUCAUCGCCUCCUGGCUUCAUUUCUGGAUCCACGGAAGCUGGUCCGUUCCAAGAACCGCCUCAGCCGCCAUCCCAUUUUUGAUCUUCGCUGCCUAUUUCUUGUUCUGCGGAAUCGAUUCCCAUACACAAUCGACAUGGUUCGCCUUCUGCCAGUUAAUGACUUUCUUCUCAUUGAUCGAAUACUUCUUUGUGAUUUGCUGCGGAAUCCGUAGAUCAAUUCGCUACAAGACUUUGGAUCAUGCUGAGGACCAUCCAAUGGGAGCUGCCAAAGAGACAGUCGAAGUUGCUUACAAUCAAGGCUGUUCGGCAUUCCGCAACAACAACGGAAUCGACGUCAUCGCACGUGUUCUUUUCCCAAUCAUCACGCUCAUCUUUCUUAUCGUUUAUUUCAUUUUCCUUGCUUAA
This is a messenger RNA of Caenorhabditis bovis, 2247 nucleotides long. The record is from the annotation of a GenBank genome assembly. Lineage: Eukaryota; Metazoa; Nematoda; Chromadorea; Rhabditida; Rhabditidae.